Molecule: messenger RNA, 201 nt
Organism: Chlorella variabilis
Lineage: Eukaryota; Viridiplantae; Chlorophyta; Trebouxiophyceae; Chlorellales; Chlorellaceae
Exons: 2
Cellular component (GO): cytosol
Source: RefSeq, a predicted model, not a curated record
UACAGCGAUGGCAGCGCCUACUACGGAGAGUGGCGGGGCGGCCGCAUGCAGGGCCGAGGCGUCUUCCUCUGGCCUAGCGGCGACCGGUAUGAGGGCGAGUGGCGGGACGGGUUAGAGAGCGGUACCGGCACCUUUGUCCUGGCCGACGGUAGCACCUACUACGGCAGCUGGCAGGGCGGACAGAUGCACGGCAAGUGCGUG